Triplophysa rosa is the source of this 1534-nucleotide messenger RNA. It is a transcript of the gene henmt1, whose product is annotated as HEN methyltransferase 1. Gene Ontology annotation, cellular component: cytoplasm; nucleus. Bases 120 to 1334 code for a protein of 404 amino acids. Gene Ontology annotation, biological process: RNA methylation; piRNA processing; siRNA processing. NCBI's taxonomy places the organism in Eukaryota, Metazoa, Chordata, Actinopteri, Cypriniformes, Nemacheilidae. The transcript has 6 exons. Gene Ontology annotation, molecular function: RNA methyltransferase activity; O-methyltransferase activity. The record is from RefSeq and is a predicted model, not a curated record.
GCAGCGCCGCCGCCGCAUGAAGUCGAACCGAAUAUGUAAAGAGUUUGAGUAAAACACUGGAAGCAACCACCCGUUUGCAUCUCGCUACGGCUCUAUAAUACAUCUUGAACAUAUAUUUAAUGGUAACGGACAAAAACACACACAGCACCAUGAAUACACCGUUUUCUCCUCCGCUCUACAGGCAGAGAUAUCAGUUUGUUGUUGAUUACGUGCAAACGUACCGUCCUCGAAAGGUAAUUGAUUUAGGAUGCGCCGACUGUUGCUUGCUUGGAAAGCUCAAGUUUCAUCGCGACUGUGUACAGUUAUUAGUGGGGGUUGAUAUAAACGCUGCUUCACUUCUAAAAAGACGGCGUUCACUGGCCCCACUCAUGAGUGAUUACCUACAACCAAGCAAUGGGCCUUUGACCAUUGAGUUAUACCAGGGCUCGGUCACAGAGAGAGAGCCGUGCACUAGAGGAUUUGAUCUUGUGACCUGUGUUGAGUUAAUCGAACACCUGGAACUUGCGGAGGUGGAGAGCUUCUCAGACGUGGUGUUUGGGUACAUGGCACCAGGUGCCGUGAUCAUCAGCACACCCAACUCAGAAUUCAACCCACUCCUGCCGGGCUUGAGAGGAUUCAGAAACUAUGACCACAAGUUUGAGUGGACCAGAUCUGAGUUUCAGGGCUGGGCUUACAGAGUUUGUAGAGAAUAUGGUUACUCUGUACAGUUUACUGGAGUUGGAGAAGCCUUUGACUGUUGGACAGAUGUGGGAUUCUGCACCCAGAUUGGUGUGUUCCAGAGAAAUUAUGAUGGGACAAAUUGGUCCAUGACUACCACUGAGCAUUUGGAACCCUCGGUGUACAGACUGUUGUACAGGGUGGUGUAUCCGAGCCUCUGUGAUAACAACAUCUACCAGAAGACUCUGGUUAAUGAAGUCCUGUAUGAGGCACAACAACUGAGACAGGAAUGGCUUCAGAAGAACAUUGACUCUAACAACAAUACACAUGUCCACUAUUAUCCAUCAGUGGAAGCGGAACACCGUGGAGCUGAAGGGGGCGCAGAUGAGCAGCUGCCUGUUUAUCAGCAGGGUGGCACCAUUUGCGUCCCCUUGUCAAGCGUAUGGUCGAGACCUAGAGUAAGAGGGCUGUGUGGGACCCUGCAUCGUCUUCGAGAGAUACUGCUGGAUGAUUCGCUGAUGAGGCUGAAUGCUGAUGGAACGGUGCUAAUCUUGCCUGCUGGUGAUGAUGAUGAUGAGGAGGAAGACAAAGAAGAGGAGGUGAAAACGGCUUCAGAUGUAGCAGAAAAUGUAAAGGAGGACUGGGAUGAGGAGCUUGCAAGCUUUGGAAAUGUAUAAUAGAUGGGAAAGUUCUGUAACUAAAAUCAAAAGUAAAAUGUUGUACUCUGGGCUUACUAAAAUGUUUGUAAGUACAGAACCAACUAUAAUUUGUUUAGAGUAACCUUUUGUAUUUUGUUGUCAAAUCUGUGAUGGAGAUGUGAAGAGAAACAUUAAAUACUGUAAUGUCCUAUGGUUUAUAGGACAAAAGAGCAUGUAAA